Erythranthe guttata (spotted monkey flower) is the source of this 751-nucleotide messenger RNA. RefSeq lists its product as uncharacterized. The record is from RefSeq and is a predicted model, not a curated record. Lineage: Eukaryota; Viridiplantae; Streptophyta; Magnoliopsida; Lamiales; Phrymaceae.
AAAAGAAUAAACCAUAUAAUAUAAAAGCCGACUCGAAAUUCCAAAACCGGCUUUGCUUCUUUGGGUGGGUUAUUUUAUCGAACACCAUCCGAGCAUUCUCAGCACCCAUCAAUUUCACACCAUUCGGCCGCGCACGGCGGACGAUCACGGUGAAGCUGGCGGUUUUGUUUCAGUUCGAAUCAAACAGCAACUCGCGCCGUAUAUAUAGCUAUGGGUAUAUUCAGGGGCAGCUUCCCUUUCAUAGCUGGAUCAGUGUGCGGAAUAUACAUAGCUCAGAAUUACAACCUCCCUAACAUGAAGAAGGUCGUCUACGAAGCCCUCUUCACCGCCAAACAAGUCGAAGAGAAGUACCGCAAGCCUAAGAAGCCUGGCGACGACGUCGUUUGAGCACUUUUCUCAAUUUCGGCGGAAUUAAGUUUCAGUUUGCAAAAGGAUUCAUUAUCUCAAAGACGCAUACCUGGAGUAAUGUGAGGACCGGACGGACUGCCACAUGUUUAACUGACCGUUUGUUGACGGUACGAUUUUGAUAAUUAAUUGUUGAUCUGCUUAGUGUAAAAGACGAUCCUUUCUGAAGAUUGACCAUGUUGAUAUUAUAAACUAGAUAUAUAUUGAUCGAGUUUUAAGCGUGAUGAUCUUUGUGUAUACAUUGUUCGUUCGGUACUUGAGAAACAAGAUAGUGACAGAACCACUCUCAAUUAUUCCAUGUUGUUUCCUUACUGCAUAGUGCAUACAAUAUAUACAUGCUACUUGU